AUGUCGCAGCCUGUGGACGCCCGGGGCAAGGCCGGGAAGAUUCUCAAUGACCCCAUUCAUGGACAUAUGCACUUUUCAGCCAAGCUCAUGGCCGUGGUCGACACGCCGCAGUUUCAGCGACUGCGCGAGUUGAAGCAGCUCGGCUCGACGUACUUUGUCUUUCCUGGCGCCAGUCACAACCGCUUCGAGCACUCUCUUGGUGUCUCACACUUGGCUGGCAAGCUAGUGCGGACGCUGGCGAGCAAGCAGCCGGAGCUGGGCAUUGAUGAUCGGGAUAUCUUUCUCGUCGAGCUCUCCGGCCUCUGCCAUGAUCUCGGUCACGGUCCCUUCUCCCACGCCUUUGAGAAGAUCAUCAACAACCUCGAGCCGGACCUCGGCUUCCACCACGAAAACAUGUCGCAGGCCAUCUUUCGUGACAUCAUGGACGAGCACGAUCUGUAUGACGAGCUCGACAUGACCGACGAGGACGUGGCCUCGGUCCUGCAGCUCAUCUCGGGCGUCAAGGACGAGGCUGCCAAGCGCGAGAAGCCGUUCCUCUACGACAUUGUGGCCAACGCUCGCAACGGCAUCGAUGUCGACAAGCUUGACUACCUCGCACGCGACGCAUACAACGUCGGCGUCAAGUCGACGUACGACUUUGAGCGGCUGUUCUCGUUCUGCAAGGUCAUCGACGGCGAGAUCUGCUUCUACGUCAAGGAGGCGUUCAACCUCUACCAGAUGUUCCACACCCGCUACUCGCUGCACAAGCAGGUCUACACACACAAGACCUCGUGCGCUAUCGAGUUUAUGAUCCAGGACAUCCUCAAGGGCGCGUACUCGUACCUCAAGCUCGCCGACGCCAUCGCCGACGGCGGCGUCAAGGCCUACCUCCGCCUCACCGACUCGAUCCUGCGGACGGUGGAGAACGCGACCGAGGCCGAGCGGGCGGCAGACAAGGGCCUCGCUACCGCGCACGCCAUCCUCACCCGCCUCCACUGCCGCCAGCUCUACGCCUUUGUCGACCAGAUCGUCCUCCCGCCCCACGCCACCUCAACCAUCCCUACCGUCGAUGACAUCAUGGCCCACCACUCGACCUCGUUCAUCAAUCUCGAUCCGGCAGACGUCAUUGUCGACGUCUUCAAGCUCAACUACUCCAAGAAGGAUGAGAACCCGGUCGACUUUGUCCACUUUUACACCCACUUUGAGUCCGAGGACAAGAUCACCAUCGCCGCCGACAAGGUCUCGCAGCUCAUCCCGUCGUCGUUCCAGGAAGUCGGCAUCCGCAUCUUCCUCCGCACUCGCGCCUCAGAUUCCAUGUACGCCGCUCGCACUGCCUUCCGCUCCUGGUGCCGUGCCAUGAAGACGACCUCGCCGUUCCCCUCUGGCCCAGUCCUCACCCGCCAGCCCUCUGCCGCAGCCUCGUCCUCUACCGCCACCGCUGUCGCCGCCGCCCGCGCCUCGCAAGCCUCGUCCAUCACCUCAACCCUCUCAUCGUCCAUCCUCUCUCUCGAUGAUGACGACGAUGACGACGACGACACCUUCCCCACCUCGCCGUCCACCCGGCGCGAUCCACCGUCUGCCUUUGGCAAGUUUGCCCCGGGGCCUCUCAAGCGGCAAAAAACGUUGUGAUGCAAGAGGAGAGAGCGAAGAGGAACGAGGGAGGAGGGUGGAAGAAGAAUCAGAGGAAGAAGAGAAAGAGGCUGAGACAGAACAUAAGAAGAGGAGAAAAUAAUCAAUAUCUCCAUCGAUUAACAUGUGAUGUGCUG
Molecule: messenger RNA, 1745 nt
Organism: Thecamonas trahens ATCC 50062
Lineage: Eukaryota; Apusomonadida; Apusomonadidae
Product: SAM domain and HD domain-containing protein 1
Exons: 1
Coding region: 1-1608 (535 amino acids)
Biological process (GO): dGTP catabolic process
Cellular component (GO): nucleus
Molecular function (GO): dGTPase activity
Source: RefSeq, a predicted model, not a curated record